UAACAUCAAUAGUAUUACUUGUUCCAUGUGAAGGAUAACUCAACUCUCAUCUAUGGUACUUUUACAUUAAGUCUCGGAUUAGAUUGGAGGGAAAAAUAAUAAGUAUAUAUGUAUGUUUCGCACAACAUAAAUUAAUUACCAACUUGUUAUUUCCGUUUUCACUCGCAUCUAAAUCCCUGAUCAAAAUCUUCAAAUCGACAAUUUCCGCUGCAAAAUUCGGCUAAUUUCAGGUGAAUUCGAACUUGAUCUCACACAUAAUUGCACUUUCGAUUCAUAGAUUACCUGUUUUCUUCUCAAAUUUCGAAACCUAGGGUUUGCAUCUUCGAAUUUAGGUUUCAUGUCGUGUAAGUAUCGAUAAUUGUAUCGACAUUUGUUGUUUUUCUAUGAGAAUGAAAGAAAUUGAAGGAUCUGAGCGUUCAGGAAGUUUGAUUGUUGAAAAAAAAGUGAGUUAUGGUGUGGGAGGUGUUCUAGGGUUUAGUGAUGGAUCUUCUAGGAAGUUGUUUAAUUUGAAUAAGGAGAAAAAGCGCUCUCGAGUUGUUGUUAGUGAUUCGGAGUCGAGUGAUGAGUUAGGAGAGCCGGUUCGCCGGAAAGUUUAUAAGUUAGGUACCGGUUUAGUCGAAAAUGAGGAGUUUUUGACCAGGAAGAAGGUUGAUGACGACUCGGAUGAAAGGAGGAUUAGGAAGGAUGUUGGCGAGAGACGUAAGUUGAUGUUGCAUAGGCAAAAUGGGAAUCGAAGGGAAUCUGGAAGUGGUAGUAGCAAGACGAGUUUUGAUAAGAAAGUCGAUUUGUAUUCGAAUAAAAAGAGUGCAAAUAGUAGUGUGUAUGCAAAGGAGCAUGAUGGACUGAACUUAUCGUUAUCUGUAUCGAAUGGAAAUGAAGAAGAUGAUCUUGAUGGAAGUCAUAGAACAGUUGGGUUGCAAGAAAAGAAUGGUGCAAGAAAAGAACGGAAAGAAUUUAGGACUGGUAUACAAGCAACUGGCACAAUGAAAAUGGUGAAAAAAGAUGCAAAUGUGAAGGCACGAAUGAAGAAUGUUAGUUCGGUGAAUAACAAGGAAAGCAAGAUUCAGCGGGCUAGCUACACUGAAAAACAAUUGUUACGGGAGAAGAUUAAGAAUAUGCUUUUUGGAGCUGGAUGGACGAUUGAUUAUAGACCAAGAAGAGGUCGAGACUAUUUGGAUUCUGUAUAUAUUAGUCCAACUGGAAAUGCUUAUUGGUCUAUAACUAAAGCCUACGAUGCUCUCAAAAAGGAAGAGAAAAAUGGUUCAAAAGAUGGUGGAGACUUUACUCCUUUACCCAAUGAGAUACUUAGUAAGCUAACAAGGCAGACACGGAAGAAAAUUGAAAAAGAGAUUGACGGGAAUAGAAAAAAUGAAGGCAACAGUAAGAAGUCUAAAAGAGCUAAGGUGAAAAAGUUGGCACAGGAGAAAGCCAUUAAGUUAUUAGAAAGGAGACCGGAGUUAGAAAGUUGUAAGUUUGAUAAGGAAACACCCCGUAAACAUGGUUUGAAAAAGUCAACUAUUCGUACUAGCUCUCAUAUGGUACAAGGAGAAAGAAACAGAACAAUGGGUAGACUUGCUUUGCUGGUUCGUGGGUAUGACACCGCGCUAAAUUCAGAGGAUAAUGGGCUUGAUUCUCACUCGGGUAAAGUUGGUAAACGGACCCUGCUUUCAUGGUUAACCGACUCCGGUAUGGUUUCUGUUGGUGACAAGGUGGAAUAUAUGAACCUUAGAAAAACACGGGUAAUGCAAGAAGGCUGGAUAACUGAAGACGGAAUCCAUUGUGAUUGCUGCAGCAAAAUCAUAACAAUUUCGAGGUUUGAGCUUCACGCAGGAAGCAAACUUGGGAAACCGUUUCAAAACAUGUUUAUAAAAUCUGGUAAUAAGUCGUUAAUGCAGUGUCUGAUUGACGGUUGGAAUAAACAAGAAGAGUCAGAGCGGAAAGGGUUUCAUGCUGUAGAUGUUGAUGGUGAUGAUCCUAACGAUGAUACGUGCGGGAAAUGUGGGGACGGUGGAGAUUUGAUCUGCUGUGAUGGAUGUCCAUCAACCUUCCACCUAAGUUGCUUAGAUAUGCAGAUGCUUCCUCAAGGUGAUUGGCACUGUCCGAAUUGUGCAUGCAAAUAUUGUGAAAGAGUUGGUAGAUAUAGCACUAAGGCCAGUGGUAAAACGGGAAAUUCACUUCUUACAUGCCGCCUGUGUGAGAAAAAAUAUCAUAAAUCAUGCAGCCCAGAGACGGAUGGCAUUACUAUUGAUUCCGAUGACUUGAAUAUUCCUUUUUGUGAACAGAAGUGCCGAGAGCUAUACAACCGCUUGCAGAAGCUUCUUUGGGUGAAACAUGAAUUAGAUUCAGGAUUCUCAUGGUAUCUCAUCCAUCGAUCCGAUCCGUUACCGGAUGUCUCAUCGGCCAACUUUUCUCAAAGAGUAGAAUCCAAUUCUAAACUGGCUGUUGCUCUGUCUGUUAUGGACGAGUGUUUUCUGCCUAUCAUUGACAGCAGAAGUGGGAUUUCUCUAAUUCAUAAUGUUGUCUACAAUUGUGGAUCAAACUUUAGUCGGUUGAACUAUAGUGGCUUCUUCACAGCCAUUUUGGACAAGGGUGAUGAAAUGAUUUGUGCUGCAUCCGUCAGGAUACACGGAACCCAAUUAGCAGAAAUGCCGUUUAUUGGGACCCGCCAUUCGUAUAGACGCCAAGGGAUGUGCCGUCGGUUAUUGAAUGCCAUUGAAUCAGCUCUCUCCUCUUUGAAAGUUGAGAAAUUGGUUAUUCCGGCCAUUGAAGAACAUUUGCAUACAUGGACACAUGCUUUCGGCUUCAGCCCGCUUGAAAAAUCACAGAAACAAGAAAUGAGGUCCAUUAAUAUGUUGGUCUUUCCUGGGACCGAUAUGUUACAUAAGUCACUGAUGAAUGAAGGCACCUCGAGAGGCAGCAUAACUUCAGAUAAAGGCGAGAAAGGUGUGGAGGUAGAUGACGACAAUAAGGCGUUGGAAUCAGAAUUGAAUAAUGCAGCCAAACCGACUGUCGAUUCCAGUACUGGAAACCCUUCUGAAUGUGAAAUCCGAUCAUCUGGAAAGAAAUCAGACGAACAAUCCGAUCCUAAUAUUUUAAAAGGUGCAAUACUGGAUACGACCGAGAUUGCUGAAGGACCUGGUGGUGCUGAUUCCGCUUCCAAAGUAGAAGCAAAUGAUUUGCAGAAAGGCAAUGGAAUGGACAUCGGAAUCACGAAUGCCAAUCUACCGCAAGUCCCUGCUGGUGCUGCACAUGAUACCAUUUUAACAGAAGUCACAGCGAAAGAUUCCGAUUCUAUUAACAUGCAUUCUGAUUCCGUUGUUAUCCGGAAUGACAGUGUGAACGAACUGGAAUCAGGCACUCAGUUCCCAGGAAAGGAAGCGGCUUCGGUUGAUGCACGGGAUGCCAGCAAUAAGAAUGCCUGAUUUCAUUGUUGUUCACUGUACAAGAAAACGAAGAAGGAUAUACAAAGUACAUUUAUAUAUAGACGCGAUCUUGUGCAAACUGCACCAUAUUCGGUACCGUUUGACUAUGAGAUUAUCACAGUUUUAUCGAUUUACUUUGCAAUUGGUAAUAUGAGUCUUUCUUGGAUGACUCGUAACAGUUUUCGUAAAAUGAGCAACAUAGCCUUGAAGGUAUAUGUUUUUCGUGUGAUCGGACUUUUGGUUCAUUAAAAUUGAAUUCAGUGCAACUGGAAUAUGAAUAUUCUUGAUUUU
Molecule: messenger RNA, 3713 nt
Organism: Helianthus annuus (common sunflower)
Lineage: Eukaryota; Viridiplantae; Streptophyta; Magnoliopsida; Asterales; Asteraceae
Product: increased DNA methylation 1
Exons: 7
Coding region: 384-3422 (1012 amino acids)
Biological process (GO): negative regulation of DNA-templated transcription
Molecular function (GO): transcription corepressor activity
Source: RefSeq, a predicted model, not a curated record